This is a messenger RNA of Talaromyces stipitatus ATCC 10500, 882 nucleotides long. RefSeq lists its product as uncharacterized. Gene Ontology annotation, biological process: negative regulation of DNA-templated transcription. The transcript has 3 exons. NCBI's taxonomy places the organism in Eukaryota, Fungi, Ascomycota, Eurotiomycetes, Eurotiales, Trichocomaceae. The coding region runs from base 1 to 882 and encodes 293 amino acids. The record is from RefSeq and is a predicted model, not a curated record. Gene Ontology annotation, molecular function: DNA-binding transcription factor activity.
AUGGCGUCCGAUGUGGCGGCCCUCGAGGCAGAGGUGAAAGAAUUCAAAUUACAGCUCGAAACCGUUCAAUCGGGCUUGCAGGUAGAUCCCGAUAAUGCGGAGCUUCAGAGCCUAAAGACUGAAUUAGAAGAAUUCAUCCACUUGACAGAAGCAUCCAUCGCCGAACUCAAGCCUGCCACACCUAUACCGUCACAACAACCCAUCAAAGAGAAAUGGUCUAGAGAAAACCAUCCAGCUUUUCAAUCUGGACAUCGCAAAGCCGCCGAUUCUGCCCCUCCCGACGAACCUGCGGCGCCUGCUUCGUUUUCUGUGAACGACAGCGUCCUUGCGCGGUGGAAAUCAGGGGACGGAUCAUAUUAUCCAGCGCGGAUAACUUCUAUUACUGGAUCAUCCAGUAAUCCCGUGUAUAUCGUCUCGUUCAAGUCGUAUGGCACGACAGAGACUUUGUCGGCGAGAGAUAUCAAGCCUAUUUCAAGUGGAGCUGAUUCGCGGAAACGCAAAGCUGAUGGAACCCCAGGCACACCUUCAUCGCAGCAAUCCACGCCGCAACAUACCGGUAUUAUCUCGGCUGCAGCUGAUAUCAAUCCCACUCUUGCCGAUCAAGCCCGCAGCGAGCCUAGCAAAGUUAGCGAUGGACCGGCACGACCGAACAAGGUACCGCGAAAGGUGAAGGCUAACAAGGAGCUGGAGGCUGGGAAGUCGAAAUGGCAAGAUUUUACGAGCAAAUCAAAGUUCGGAAAGGUGGCAAAGAAGGAGAGCAUGUUCCGCACACCGGAGGGUGUCAAUGCUAGGGUUGGAUUUGUUGGCUCCGGUCAAGCGAUGCGAAAGGACCCCACACGCAGUCGUCACAUUUACCAGCAAGCCGAUGAAGAAGGAUACUGA